CUAUCGAGUACGUUCAGGAGCGACGCGUCGCCGCCGACGACCGGACCGAUAUAACCCAGGCCGCAAUGCGGAGUUCCCGGUCCAUUGUACGCAGAACGCAGUUUUAGUGCUUCAUGACCGCCACGGCUUGAAAUAAUGUAACGAUAAACAAAUAUAAUUAUGUAAUAAUGUUCUACAAGUAUUGCACGAAAAUCGAACAGGCAAUAGAAGCUGAUUGAUUGGUGUAGCAGUGCGUCGCAAAUUCGUUGCCAUAGUUACAUGCUGGUAAUACUAUAUAUACGGAUUGAUUAUGAAUCGUCUCAUUAUCUACGUGAAGAAAUAUCCUGAACUGUAUAAUCCUAGUCAUGCAGAUUUCAAGGACCAGUCAAAGAAAGCCAAAGUUUGGGCGAAAAUAGCUUACGAAUUGGCCCUUGGAGAUGGUAACAUAUUUAUUUUAUCGGAUAUUAGCGGCAAUCAAUUUUGGGAUACCGCCAGAAGCAAAUGGAGAAAUCUUCGAGACUCCUACGUGAAGCACCUUAGAAACGGUACUGCCCAUAGCAGAGCUAGUAACACGCGGUACAGGAACUGGCCAUGGGCAAAACAAAUGGAGUUCAUGAGACCUUAUAUUGCCAGCAAAUGGCCUGAGUUAGCAGAUUCCUAUCAGGCCGAUUGUCUGAUUAUAAGCGAAGAGGAACGAAACGUUGUGGGUCAUGUUAUUGAUGAUGAAGGACCCUCGGCAUCAAAACGAAGAAGAAGCACAAAAUCAUCAAGCUCUUUGACUUCUGAAAAGUUCGGCCGAUACGGAUAUCUGUACGACUAUUUCAUACAGGAUUCCGAUGCAGAUGAUUUGCUAUUUCUUAGUUACUCAAAAACGCUUAGGACCUUUAGUAAACGCCGACAAAUGAUGGUGAAGUCAAAAAUUGCAAAAGUAAUGCUGAACGCUGAAAUGCAACAAGCAAAAGACGACGAGCAGAUGGAGGUCAAGUUUGAACCUGCGGAAAUUUAUGAAGAGGAUGAAGACGACGAUGAGGAGUAUCGCCAGUUUUUCAAUUUAUCGGAAAAUGUGAAAGCAGUUUGUGGCUACGGAGCGAUUUGUAGUGAACCGCACGAUACACGGUCGUGCCAUUGCCCCAAUCGCUUUCCGGGAGACGCAAUACCCAGUCCGCAAUGCGGGGGCCCCUUCUCGGUCUUGCUCAGUCGCAACAGUAUCGCAGCGAGCGUUGAGAACGCGUUUCGUUUGCCCGCUACGUUUAAGUGGAAAACAGUAAUGAAUCAAUUAAUAGCGAUAGUGAAACGUCAUCCUGAAUUGUACAAUCCCCAUCAUGUCGAUUUCAAGGAUCAACAAAAGAAAAACAGCUUAUGGACCCUUAUAGCUCUUGAACUAGGACUUGAAAGUGGAUACACUGCUAAGAGCAAAUGGAGAAAUCUAAAGGAUUCGUACGUAAAAUAUCUUCGGAAUGGUACCAGAGGUACCGAUAAAAGGUACAAGAAUUGGCCCUGGGCGGAACAAAUGGAAUUCUUAAGACCCACCCUUAUCAGCAGAUGCCCUACAUUAGCUGCCGGAUCAUCUUUACGUGAUCCUCUCAGUGAAGAAGAGGGAAGCGUGGAAAUUCAUGUUACAGAUGAUGGUCCUUCAGUUUCGAAACGUCGAAAAUGCGGGAAGAUUUACGGUCCGUCCUUUCCCCAUUUCGAAAAGGGUCUAAACGAUUAUUUGUUGCAAGACUCUGACGCUGACGAUCUUUUGUUCCUCAGCUAUUCAAAAACAUUGAAAACGUUCAGUAGGAAACGGCAAAUGUUAGUGAAAAUGGAAAUUUCGAAGAUAAUGUUGGAAGCCGAAAUGCAUCAAGCCACUGAAGACGAACAACUUGAGGUGAAGUUCGAACCUGAAAAUCUCGAACAAGAAGAAGACGAGGAAGAGGGUGUCAUCGAUGUGGAGCCUGGACCCACCUUUUUGUACCUAGAUAAAGAUGAGAAGUUCGACGAGGCCGAACCAGAGUGAAAGUCAAACAGAAUUUUUGUUUUUAUACCUGCAAUGUACAUACGCAUUUAAUGAUAAACUGAUUGUAUAAAUAAAUGUUUUCUAUAAAAUUAA
Agrilus planipennis (emerald ash borer) is the source of this 2071-nucleotide messenger RNA. RefSeq lists its product as uncharacterized. The coding region runs from base 290 to 1978 and encodes 562 amino acids. Gene Ontology annotation, molecular function: DNA binding. Gene Ontology annotation, biological process: regulation of transcription by RNA polymerase II. The transcript has 8 exons. Lineage: Eukaryota; Metazoa; Arthropoda; Insecta; Coleoptera; Buprestidae. Gene Ontology annotation, cellular component: transcription regulator complex; nucleus. The record is from RefSeq and is a predicted model, not a curated record.